Messenger RNA from Camellia sinensis, 579 nucleotides. Lineage: Eukaryota; Viridiplantae; Streptophyta; Magnoliopsida; Ericales; Theaceae. The record is from RefSeq and is a predicted model, not a curated record.
AUGGCUUUGUAUAACGAGAAUGAGCAGUUGCUGUGCAAGAUGUUCCUCUCAUCUUUUGGAGAAAUCGCAUCGAAAUGGUUUUACAAGUUGCUGAAAGGAACUGUAAAGAGUUGGAAAGGCCUGAUCGAGAUGUUUAUGGCCAGGUUUGUUAAACACAAGUUACAGCCACUAAAGGUAGACUCCCUGCUGGCUUUGAACAUUAGCGAGGGUGAAAGCCUCAAGGCUUACGCCAAGCGGUAUUAUGAGGUGUUUAACCGAAUACUGGCAUGCAACCAGGAAUUGGCGAUCGUAUCUUUCAAAAACAGCUUAGAGGAUGAAUGCCCGCUUCGAGAAUCUCUGGUAAAAACUCUAUUAAAAAGUAUGGAGGAGCUAAUGGCACAGAUUGAGAAGUAUGCCAGAGCAAAAGAGGACACGCCAGGGACGAAGACACCAAAACAGGAUAAGAGAAACAGCUUGUCAAAGCGAAGUCGAGGUAAUGCUGGUUUUAACAAGCAGGAAACAGGGUUAAGGGCUGCACAAGCAGUUACCAUUGUAUUCAGGAUCCCGGUCUACAAAGUCCUGGAAAGGAUUGGGAACUAA